AUGAGUGUCGCACGAUAUGGUCAUACAGCAUUCACAUUAGCGAAUGGAUCAGUAUUAGUUACUGGUGGAUACGACAACAAUGGCGGUACUCUCAAUACUGCUGAAUUAUAUAAUCCAGUAGCAGGCACUUGGACAAGCACAGGAAGCAUGAAUCUCGGACGGUAUUUUCACACAGCAUCCACAUUAGUAAAUGGAUUAGUAUUAGUUGCUGGUGGAGAGAGCAAUGGUAUGUAUCUCACUACUGCUGAAUUGUACAAUGCAUCAACAGGCACUUGGACGACUACAGGAUAUAUGACUGUUGCACGAGAUUAUCAUGCAGCAUCCGCAUUAUCAAACGGAUUAGUAUUAGUUACUGGUGGACAGAACACUGUUGGCUUUAUCACUAGUGCUGAAUUGUAUAAUCCAUCAACAGGCACUUGGACAACCGCGGGAAGCAUGAGUGUUGGACGUGGAUAUCACACAGCAUCCAUAUUAGCAAAUGGAUUAAUAUUAAUUACUGGUGGAUCCAGCGGUGUUACUUAUCUCAAUAGUGCUGAAUUGUACAAUCUUUCAACAGGCACUUGGGCAACCACAGGAAGCAUGAAUUCUGUACGAGGAUACCAUACAGCAUCCAUAUUAGCAAAUGGAAAAGUAUUAGUUACUGGUGGAUAUAACAACGGUAUAUUUUUGAAUAGUGCUGAAUUGUACAACCCAUCAACAGGCACCUGGUCAACCACAGGAAGCAUGAGUAUCACCCGAGCUCGUCACACAGCGUCCACAUUAGCAAAUGGAUUAGUAUUAGUUACUGGUGGAGAGAACAGCGGUGGUUAUCUCAAUAGUGCUGAAUUGUACAAUCCAUCAACAGGCACUUGGACAACGACAGCAAAUAUGAGUAUCGCACGAGAUUUACACACAGCAUCCACAUUAGUAAAUGGAAAAGUAUUAGUUACUGGUGGAUCGAGAAGCAGUGGCGUUUAUCUCAAUAGUGCUGAGCUCUAUUAA
Messenger RNA from Adineta steineri, 981 nucleotides. The record is from the annotation of a GenBank genome assembly. Lineage: Eukaryota; Metazoa; Rotifera; Eurotatoria; Adinetida; Adinetidae.